AUGACGGACACUCGUCUUCGUGUCCUCACUCUGAACUGCUGGGGCUUGAAGUAUGUCUCUAAGCAUAGGACAGCGCGCAUUGCCGCAAUUGCGGACGUCCUAGCAGGUUCGGACUACGAUCUGGUAGUCUUACAAGAAGUAUGGGUGUAUGGGGACUACAAUCGCCUGCGUGCAGCCGUCUCGACGCGUCUGCCGUACUCCAAGUUCUUUUAUAGCGGGGCUUUGGGCGCUGGCCUAGCAAUAUUGUCUCGCUUUCCUAUCAUUGGCGCAACCAUUCACCCGUACUCUCUGAACGGGUCACCCAUUGAGGUUAUUCAAGGCGACUGGUUCGUAGGCAAAGCUGCUGCUAGCAUACUGGUCGCACACCCUAUUCUUGGCCAGGUGCAGGUCUUCAAUACACAUUUAUUUGCACCGGGCGGAGACUCCGGCCCGCUUCACCUGCAGGCCCACCGCUUAGUCAACGCAUGGGAGUUCGCCAAGCUCGCUAGACAGGCUGCCGAAGUGGGUAGAUAUGUCAUUGCAGCAGGCGACUUUAAUAGCUCGCCCGCUUCCUUGCCCAUGUCUGUCAUCCAAGAACACGCCUCACUCACAGACGCCUGGGUUGUGUCCCAUCCUAAUGCACCCCCUCUCCCCAACGCUCUACCGACUCCUCUCGAUGCUGUGAACAUAUAUGGUAUCACAGCGGAUUCUCCCCUGAACUCGUUCUCGGCGGGCAAGCGCCUCGAGCCCCUUGCCCGCAAGUUCCAGGGCAAGCGGCUGGACUACAUAUUCUUCCGCCAGCCAAGUAGUCCGCCAGCCAGCGACAAAACCCCAAUAUUGAAGUGUGUAAACACGAAGGUUGCUUUCACAGACGCGGUGCCCGGAACAGACUUCUCGUAUUCCGACCACUUCGGCUUAGAAGCCACGUUCGAAAUAUCACUUCCCGAGGGCGGGGACGUGACGAAUCCAGACAACACCUACAUUCCCGCGUCUGCCGAGCCUCGCAGCCCUUCGUUCGUCCUGACGUCUGUCCCCAAUCCCACACCCACGCCACCACGCGCUCUGUCACCGGACUCGAUUACUGAAAUUCUGCAAUCACUCACGGCGUGCUACCGCUUCUCGCUCUACCGCGCACGCUCCCAGCUCACCGUCUUCGUUGUCUGCAUCCUACUCCUCCUUGUCAUCCUCAUCGGGUCUGCUUGGCUUCCCUCAUCGUGGAUUACCCCGGUCGUAUUCUUCCUUACAAUCUUCCUUGCAUGGCUUGCGACAACAUUCCUAUACGUUGGCUUCGUAUAUGGGCGAUGGGAAGUCAAUGCUCUGACAAACAUCAUCGAGGAGUUGGAACUUUACAGGAACAGCUUACUCGAACGACAAAAUUAG
This is a messenger RNA of Postia placenta MAD-698-R-SB12, 1359 nucleotides long. RefSeq lists its product as hypothetical. Bases 1 to 1359 code for a protein of 452 amino acids. The record is from RefSeq and is a predicted model, not a curated record. NCBI's taxonomy places the organism in Eukaryota, Fungi, Basidiomycota, Agaricomycetes, Polyporales, Adustoporiaceae. The transcript is spliced from 4 exons. Gene Ontology annotation, cellular component: cytoplasm. Gene Ontology annotation, molecular function: sphingomyelin phosphodiesterase activity.